Molecule: messenger RNA, 5193 nt
Organism: Ceraceosorus guamensis
Lineage: Eukaryota; Fungi; Basidiomycota; Exobasidiomycetes; Ceraceosorales; Ceraceosoraceae
Exons: 6
Coding region: 101-5110 (1669 amino acids)
Biological process (GO): rRNA processing
Cellular component (GO): nucleus; nucleolus; small-subunit processome
Molecular function (GO): RNA binding; protein binding
Source: RefSeq, a predicted model, not a curated record
GCGAUCACUUCCAAGCUUCGAUGUCGCCUCUCGCUUCCUCUCUCUUCUACAUCGCUUCUAUCAGUCGCCCUCUCGCCUAAUACAUUCGUUCGAGCCCAUCAUGAGUCUCAAACGCCCUCACGAUAGCGCAGAGUCGAGCAAGAAGAAGUCGCGCUCAAGCGCGCAUGGACUCGCGAGCAGGGACAAGGGUCAGACCUCCUACCAACGACCAGCGGUUACACCCGCCCCCGCUCGAGCACCAGAGGCCGACUUUCCUCGCGGAGGAGGUAGCGGCUUGACUCCUUUGGAACAUGCUCAGGCACUGCGAGAAGGUCGAGCUGAAAGAGCAGCAGCCGCGGAUCUGUUCACCGAGAACAGCAAGAAGAAGAAGAGCAGCAGCAGCAGCAGCAGCGCCUCGAGCGCUGCCAACGCUAAUGGAGUGACUCGAGGAAAGAAGCAGGGAGAGUCGGAUGAGGCUGCAAAGGCGAGAAGGCGGAAGGAGUGGAGAGAAAUGCGAAAUGCGAAAAAGAAAAAGAGUUUGGUGUUGGAUCACACGAGGCCAGGCGUUGCUGCAGACGCUGAUGAGGAGGACCGCACCAGGGUGGAGCAUCUCAAUUACAAGCGACUCUCACCGGGCUCUAGAAUGCUCUGCACUGUGCUUGCUGUUCACCCUCUUGCUCUAGUCGUCUCGCUGCCCAACCAGCUUCUUGGGCACAUUCCUCUCACCAACAUCUCUUCCAUCCUUAACGAGCGUCUCAAGGCGGGAGCUGAGGAGAGCGAUGAUGAGGAGAGCGACGAGGAAAAAGAUAGCGAAGACGAAGACGCGCCACUUCAGCGCUUGCAUUCGGAUAGCGAGGACACAUCAGACGAUGGUAGCGCUGAAGGCGCGACGAGUGCAAGUAACGGGUUGCCCGAGCUUCGUGAUCUCUACAAGGUUGGUGACUGGCUCAGGGUGUACGUGGUAGCUAUCAAGAACGCAGGUGCAAAGUCAUUAGGAAGAGAAGGACAAGAGUACCAACGCGAUGCGGGGCGUGUAGAGCUCAGUCUAGAUCCCGCUCUCCUCAAUGAUGGCAUCACACCGCAAGAGGUGCUGCCGAGCGCAGUGCUCUCCAUCGCUCUCAAGACCAAGGAAGACCACGGAUGGACUCUGGACUCUGGUAUUGCGAAUCUAACCGGCUUUGCUGCGAUUUCGGAUGUGCCCGCUAGUGCCGAGGUGGGCCAGGUCUUCACCGCUAGCGUCAAAGAGUUUCAGAAGGGCUCAAGAGUCUUCACCGCUAGUUGCCAUCUGAAAGAAGUCGGAAAGGCAAUGCUAGGCGCCGAAACGGCCCCUUCGCUCUCCAUGCUCAGCCCCGGCAUGCUCGUCUCGGCUCUCGUUACCCAUGUGGAUGAUGAUGGUCUGUCCGCCAAGCUGUGGGGAUUGUUCAACGCUUCUAUAGAUGCUGCUCAUCUACCGCUUCCACCCAACAAGACGAUGGAGCAGGCAUAUAAGAUCGGCUCCAAAAUCAGGGCUAGGGUACUUUGGGAUCUGGGACCCAACGCUGUGGGACAAGAUCCGGCAGACGAUCAAGACUCUGCCGAAAAGCAGGGCGGAAGAAAGUUGGCGCUCAGUCGCGCGCCGCACGUGCUUGAGCUCAAUUCCCCACCCGGCUUGGAAGGAUAUCCGAUCGGUACGAAACUUUCGGUAAAGGUCGCGCAUGUGGACAAGGAGUGGGGAUUGUCGUGCGAGAUUGUCGAUGGUGGCAAGAACGCACCCAAGACCUUUGUGCACAUCAGUCGAGUUUCCGACGACCAUGUCGUUGGUUUGUCUGCAUCUUCUGGACGCUGGAAGGAGGGGAGCCUGCACGAAGCUAGAGUGAUCGGCCACGCGCCCACAGACGGCAGAUUGUUGCUCUCUUUGCAAGCGAGCGUGCUCAAAUAUACCUUUAUGCGCGUAUCCGAGCUCGCUGUUGGCUCAGUGCACAAGGCUGCGGUGGCUAGCAUAGGACCAGGAGGCAAUGCCAUCUUCUUGGAUCUGGGAGGCACCACGCACGGAGUUGUCUUCCCUCUGCAUUUCGCUGAUGUGCCUCUUCGCAAACCGGAGAAAAAGUACAAGGCGGGCGCGGUCGUAAAGACUAGGAUCAUUGGCGUGGAUCCUACUCGCAACCGCAUCAGCUGCACGCUCAAGAAGAGCUUGGUCUCGUCGGACCUGCCUAUGAUCGCCGCGCUGCAAGAUGCUAGGGUAGGUGUCGUCACUGUAGGAACGGUCUCGAGGUUCUUGGAACCAAGGGCCAGUACGAGCAGUGCUGCUGGCAAUCCAACCGCUCUGCUAGUCGACCUCCUGGGCGGGCUUAGAGCGCUGGUGCCUGGUGCUGAAGCCAAUGACGGAACGAGCUUGAACAGCUCGGGCACGUCGCUCAGAUCUACCUACUUUGAAGGCAAAGUGGUCAGACUCAGAUUGACGCAGGUUGACUACUCUACCGGACGAAUCACUGCUUCUAUCCGACAGGCGUCUCCCAGCUACUUGGCUAGACUCGAUGUGGACGCCGUGUCGCUUGGCGACAAGGUCCAAGCGCGCACGGCAGCUGUUCAUACGGACGUCGUCGUACUCGAAUUGCUACCUUCGCGCACGAGAGCGCUCUUGAGCUUGCAAGCUCUUGCGCAAGAGCGCUCCAAGGACGUGGAACAAGUCAGAUCAGAACUGCAAGAAGGUGAAAUUAUUUCUGAUCUGGUCGUGGUGGACAAGAACAAGGACAAAGGUCUCGUUAUCCUCGGCAACUCUUCCGCCAGACCCAAGUCGUCCUCUUCCGGUGUCCGGGAAGGCUCAAUCGUCAGCGGGAUGGUCGUCACCAGGGGAAGGGAGCCUAACGUCGCUUCAAUACUUCUACCGAGCGAUGUGAUGGGCAGUCUGCACGCUACCGACUGCCAAGACGACUUUCAAGAGGAUCCGCUCCCGAAACACAAAACAAAAGUGGAUGUGGUGGUGCUGGGACUGAGAGGCAAGGACAAGAAGCGUGCCAUCGUGUCCAUGCGACCGUCAGAGCUGGCCAAAGCUCGUGCGUCAAAUACCGCAGAUGCCAGCUCUGCACGUGAUCUUGCCUCGGAAAGCUUGGCGUCCAUCAAGGAGGGAGAUCAACGAAAAGCAUACGUCAAGGCUAUCGCUAAUUCUGGCCUGUUCGUCGAGCUGGCCAGAAAUGUUACGGCGAGAGUGUUGAUCUCGGAACUCUUCGAUGAAUACGUGCAGGAGUGGAAGGCUAGAUUCAAAGUAGGCCAACUGGUAUCUGGCACGGUGACUAGUAUCGACCCCGAGACGCAUAGAAUGGAAUUCUCCCUCAAGUCGGAACCGGGCAGCAGUACAAAGAGCAGAAAGGAUGCCGCGGCUCGCAAGGAAGCGCAGUCUGUCGAGAAGCUCAGCUUGCAGGACCUGGAGGUGGGACAGAAAGUGGACGGCUUUAUUCGAGCGGUAGCCGAAUUCGGCGUUUUUGUGCAGAUUGAAGGGACGCGCAUCAGUGGGCUUGCGCACAAGACCGAGUUGUCCGAUAACAAGGCGGCAGACGCUCUCAAGGCUUUUAGCGUCGGGGACAAGGUCCGCGCAGUCGUGCUCAAGAUCGAUUUGCCCAAGUCGCGCAUCUCUUUUAGCCUCAAACCUAGCUACUUUGACCAGGCAGACUACGAAGAAGAAGAAGAAGAGCAGGAGGAGGGCGACUCUGAGGAUGAACAAGAGGCUGAGAGCGAUUCGAGUGAUGUCGAGAUGGACGGGGAAGCGUUCUUGGCCAAGCUGCAAGCUGAGGACGACUCGGAUGAGGAUGAGCGCCUUGAGCUGCACGUGAAUCAAGAGGACGACGAAGAGAGCAGCGGAGAUGCGUCAGAUGGCGACGAGAGCGACGAUGAUGAAAAUGACGACAGCGAGGAGGAGGAGAUUGGUCCGGGGGCCGUCGGCGGUCAGACGAUGGUGGAUGAUGAUGGAGAAGAAUCCUUCUCCGCUUCCGACGUGGACUCUGCUGCCAAGUCCAUGCAAGCAAAGCGCAUCGUGCCAGCCCUAGAGCUUGCUGGAGGCUUCAGCUGGUCAGUGCCACAAGAAGGUGCCCAGCUGCCUGAGCAGCCCAUUUCUGGUUCUGAAGACAGCGAUCAGGAUAGCGAGGACGACGAAGGCGAAUCUGCCGAGGAUGAUGCGGCAGCAAACGGCACCAAGGAAAAAGGCCAGCCAAAGAAGAAGAAGAAGAAGGGCAAGAAGGCUGAUGCUGGGCAAGAAGACUUGACUGCUGAUCUUGCGACCAAGCAGCCAGAGUCGACUGCCGAUUUUGAACGAAUGCUUUUGGGCUCGCCGCACUCCUCUUAUCUCUGGAUACAGUUCAUGUCUUUCCAACUGCAACUGUCCGACGUGGAGAAGGCGCGGGAGAUAGCACGACGCGGCCUAAAGGUCAUUUCUUUCAGAGAAGAGCACGAAAGGCUCAACGUAUGGAUCGCCCUUCUUAAUCUGGAGAACGCGUAUGGAACGAGCGAGACAUUGGACACGGUGUUCAAGCAGGCUGCUCAGGCGUGCGACGCCAAGACCAUUCAUCUGCGAUUGGCCGCAAUCUUGGAACAUAGCGAGAAGCACGAGCAGGCGGAAGAGCUUUGGCGCAGGACUGCCAAAAAGUUUGGCUUUAGCUCUAAGGUCUGGGUAGGCUGGGUGCAAUUCUACCUCAGAAGGGGACGCGUCGAUGAUGCUCGCGGCUUGAUACCUCGAAGUAUGCAAGCUCUGGAGAAGCGGAAACAUGUAAAGACGAUCCAGGCGAUCGCGAUGUCGUAUUACAAGCUUGGCGAGCCUGAACAGGCUCGAACCAUCUUCGAAGGUCUGGUCGAUAGCUAUCCUAAGCGUCUGGAUCUGUGGCUGGUAUACAUUGAUCAGGAGGCCAAGCUGGAUCAGACAUCUACCGUUCGGUCGCUCUUUGAGAGAGUGCUGGCUUUGAGACAAAGCUCAAAGAAGGCGAAAUCUGUUCUGAAGAAAUGGCUCGCCUGGGAACAAUCGAUCGGGAGCGCCAAGGGAGAACAGGCUGUUCUCAAGCGCGCUCGCGAAUGGGCCCAGCAGCUGCAGAGCAAACGUCAAGUCGCAGGCGAAGCGGACGCAGAUCAGAUGAACGUCGAUGAUGAUGCGGAGAGCAUGGGACAGUGAAAGAGCUUCUUCGGUCUGGAUUAUACUGGUCUGCAUGACGUACACUAUGCCCAGCGUUGCGUGCAAUAUGAUUCGAGUCACCU